AUGGAUCAUCGCUUUAGGGAAAGAAGUAACAUUGUACUUGAUUGCUUCUCAUGUCUUGAUUCCAAAAACUCUUUCUCCAAGUUUGAUGUUGAUAAGCUUGCUCGUCUUGCUGAUAUUUAUCAUGUAGACUUUUCUGAUGAUGACCGUGGAACAAUAAGGGAGCAACUUGACACUUAUAUGGUUCAAACUGAGAAACAUUUGGUAUUUCCAUUGGUCUACAAACUCAUUGAGUUGGCUUUGAUAUUGCCGGUGUCGACAGCUUCCGUUGAAAGAGCUUUUUCAGCAAUGAAGAUUAUUAAGACUAAAUUGCGCAACAAGAUCAACAAUGUGUGGUUGAAUGACUUGAUGAUAUGUUACACCGAGCGGGAGAUAUUCAAGUCACUUGAUGAUGUUGAUAUUAUUCGAACAUUCACUCGAAAGAGGUCGCGGAAAGAGCAUUUACCUCCUAAUUUUAUUUAG
Medicago truncatula (barrel medic) is the source of this 459-nucleotide messenger RNA. RefSeq lists its product as uncharacterized. Gene Ontology annotation, molecular function: protein dimerization activity. The transcript has 2 exons. The record is from RefSeq and is a predicted model, not a curated record. The coding region runs from base 1 to 459 and encodes 152 amino acids. Lineage: Eukaryota; Viridiplantae; Streptophyta; Magnoliopsida; Fabales; Fabaceae.